AAAAGAAACGCGAACGCCUCUCGGAGUUCCCUAUAAAGACCGCACGCGCUCAAGGAAAGACAGAAGAGAGAGACAGCGACCAUCUCUCCUUCUCUCGCGCACCCGCAGAUCCCCCUCCUUCCCCUCUUUUUGAGCGCCCGGGCGCGAGUUUGGACUCUGCACGAGCGAAGCUGGCGGCGUCCAGACCUUUCCUCCAUUGUGUGUCUCUUCGUUCUUUCUGUUUCUCGCGUCUGAGAGUGCAAGUCUGCUUCCUUCCCCUCCCUCUCCACAAAAUGUUUUUCUCUCGACUGUCUCUCUCAGCCCUGAAGGCUGCCCCCGCGCGCGAGGCGCUGCCGGGACUCCUCUCUCGCCAGAGCUUCAGCUCUGCAGGAUUUUCGCAGUUUUCUUCGCAGAAAUUCUUCUUCUCUCCCAGCAGAAACUUCUCUCAGUCCCCCCUCUUCCAGAAACACACCCCCGUCCACUGCAAUCAGAGAAUCGCCAGUGCCCUGGUCCCCACGCAGCAACCGGCGAUGACCCGCCAGAAUCCGUACGCGAUGCAAGUUGGAGCUCGCUACGACGCAGGAGUCGCAAGUCUUAGCGCCGCCAUUGCUCUGAUGUCCGUCGGCGGUGUUGCGCAAGGUAUCGGGUCUCUCUUUGCUGCUCUUGUUUCCGGCACCGCUCGCAAUCCGUCGAUCAAGGAGGAUUUGUUCACCUACACACUGAUUGGCAUGGGGUUUCUCGAGUUCCUCGGCAUCAUUUGCGUCCUGAUGAGUGCCGUCCUGCUCUACUCUUAAAAGCUGAACGCCGCCGUCAGUGACGAGCGUGCCGCCGUCGCUUGCCAUGUAACUCCGGAGCCUCGACAGCUGGACGAAGGGGAGACGAGAAACGCGGUCAAACAGUGGAGGAAAAAAACACUCUCCAGAAAACCCACAGGCGUUUGUAAAUCUGUGCAUCUGUGGCCGUGUGAAGUGGAGGAGGGGAGGCGAGAGUGACCCGCGAAAAAGAAAGAGUCUUGCUGUCUGCUGGCGCCGGUCCACCGUGGGCGCGUAUCUGAACUUCUUGUCUUUGCAAAACUCACCUCAAGCGUUUGUACGAAGAACGCUGCGAGAAGGAGUGACCCUCGCGGC
Messenger RNA from Toxoplasma gondii ME49, 1106 nucleotides. Its product is annotated as ATP synthase F0 subunit 9, putative. Bases 273 to 773 code for a protein of 166 amino acids. The transcript has 2 exons. NCBI's taxonomy places the organism in Eukaryota, Apicomplexa, Conoidasida, Eucoccidiorida, Sarcocystidae. The record is from RefSeq and is a predicted model, not a curated record. Gene Ontology annotation, biological process: proton motive force-driven ATP synthesis; proton transmembrane transport. Gene Ontology annotation, molecular function: proton transmembrane transporter activity.